UAAAUUGAAUUUGAUGAAAACUUGAUGAUUUAAACAAUUGUUAGCUGCCAAUAGGAUAUUGAGUUCUUUUUCUUGUUUCACUUUUUUUCAUUUUAAGUUUUUGGAAAAAUAAUCAAUUUUGAAAUUCAUGACAAAAACAAUCGAAAACGAUUAUUCUCGUCGUCCUACCAAACAUCCACCACUAACACGAGCAAAACACCUACCAUCACCACCAACACCACCAAAUGAUAAUAGUGGUAAAAUUUCAUUUAUAAAUAGUGAUGGUAAUUGUUAUUGUUAUGAUGGUUGUAAAAUAUCACCACCAUCAACAAACGAUACAAAUCAAUUGAAGCAAACAAAACGAAAAAAAUUUCAAAAAAAUGUAUAUUUUUAUCUAACAAUCAUUGUUGUUAUAAUGAUUAAUAUUUUAUAUAUACAAUUUGUUGCCAUAAAGUUAAUCGAACCAAUUGGUGAAUCAAUAUUGAUUAUAUCGCAAAUAAUAUUCAUACAAGUACUACUAUAUCUAUGGGCAACAGCAUAUACUGAUCCAGGAAUCAUACCGAAAGCAAAUGGCUAUGAAAUAAUUGCCGUACAACAAGAAAUACGUCGUUUAUAUUUAACUGAUAAUUAUUUAAAUAAAAAUCGUAAUAAACCAAAUGAUUCACCCGAUAAUUCAUCAUCAUAUUCAAAUCGUUUUGGAAAAUUACAAACAACAAAUCAAACAAUAAUAAAUCCAUUUAUGAAUAUGAAAAAAAUGAAAAUGAUAACAAAACCAUUAAUUAUAAAUGAUCAAAGAUUUAGACAAAAAUAUUGUUAUACAUGUCAAUUUUUUCGUCCACCACGUUCAUCACAUUGUUCAGUUUGUAAUCGUUGUAUUGAACGUUUUGAUCAUCAUUGUCCAUGGGUGGGUAAUUGUGUUGGACAACGUAAUUAUCGUUCAUUUUAUAUGUUUUUAUUAUCAUUAUCAGCAUAUGGUAUAUUUACAAGUGCAAAUGAAAUUGUUGUCAUACUUAUUGAACAUAAAAAAAUUCAAUCAAUGUGGAAAGUAUUUCAUCAAUCACCAAUUGUUAUAACAUUAUUAUUAUUAAAUAUAUUGAUUAUUUGGUCAAUAUUAGGUUUAACCGGUUUUCAUACAUAUCUAUUAAUUAAUAAUAUGACCACCAAUGAAGAUAUUAAACAAACAUUUGUUACUAAACAACAACAACAACAACAAUCACAAUCAUAUGAUAUUGAAAUGGUUGAAAAUCCAUUUAGUGAUGGAUCAGCUUAUGGUAAUUGUACAAGAACAUUAUGUUCAUCACGUCCAAAAACAUAUUUAAAAUGAACAAAAAAAAA
Molecule: messenger RNA, 1314 nt
Organism: Dermatophagoides pteronyssinus (European house dust mite)
Lineage: Eukaryota; Metazoa; Arthropoda; Arachnida; Sarcoptiformes; Pyroglyphidae
Product: palmitoyltransferase ZDHHC9-like
Biological process (GO): peptidyl-L-cysteine S-palmitoylation; protein targeting to membrane
Cellular component (GO): Golgi apparatus; endoplasmic reticulum
Molecular function (GO): protein-cysteine S-palmitoyltransferase activity
Source: RefSeq, a predicted model, not a curated record